This is a messenger RNA of Erpetoichthys calabaricus (reedfish), 6238 nucleotides long. RefSeq names its product probable phospholipid-transporting ATPase IIA. The record is from RefSeq and is a predicted model, not a curated record. Gene Ontology annotation, molecular function: magnesium ion binding; ATP binding; ATP hydrolysis activity. Gene Ontology annotation, biological process: endocytosis; phospholipid translocation; retrograde vesicle-mediated transport, Golgi to endoplasmic reticulum. Gene Ontology annotation, cellular component: trans-Golgi network; plasma membrane; endosome. Lineage: Eukaryota; Metazoa; Chordata; Cladistia; Polypteriformes; Polypteridae. The coding region runs from base 97 to 3237 and encodes 1046 amino acids. The transcript has 28 exons.
UCUCCAUCCACCUGCAGCGCUGUCUCGCGUUCCGCCGCAAGCGCUGCCUCCGCCCAGCCGACCGGGAUAUACAGCAGCACCAGAAGUGGCUCAGACAUGACGGAUAACAUCCCUUUACAACCCGUCCGGCCCAAGAAGAGGCAUGAUAGUAAGCACAAAAGCGGGUGCUGUCCUUGGCUGCGAUGUUGUGGAAAUGGAGAGUUUAGACCCCGGACUGUGUGGCUUGGUCAUCCAGAAAAACGGGAGCAAAGAUAUCCAAGCAAUGUCGUCGAUAACCAGAAAUACAACAUCUUUACUUUUCUCCCAGGGGUCCUGUUUAAUCAGUUCAAGUACUUUUUCAACCUGUACUUUCUGCUGCUUGCGUGCUCUCAGUUUGUGCCAGAAUUGAGGCUUGGUGCACUUUACACCUACUGGGUUCCUUUGGGAUUUGUGUUGAUUAUUACAAUCAUCCGAGAAGCUGUGGAAGAGAUUCGAUGUUCUAUGCGUGACAAAGAAGUGAACUCACAGAUAUACAGCAAACUCUCCACACGUGGCACAGUUAAAGUGAAAAGUAGUGGAAUUCAAGUGGGUGAUAUCAUAUUUGUGGAAAAGAACCAGCGAGUUCCUGCUGAUAUGAUCUUUUUGAGGACAUCAGAAAGAAAUGGGUCUUGCUUCCUACGCACAGAUCAGCUUGAUGGGGAGACAGACUGGAAAUUACGGCUUCCUGUCUCUUGCACGCAAAGGCUUCCUACUGCAGGUGACCUUCUCCAAAUCAGAUCUUAUGUUUAUGCAGAAGAGCCAAAUAUUGACAUACAUAGCUUUGUUGGGACCUUCACCAGAGAGGAUGGUGAUCCCCCAGUGAAUGAAAGCCUGAGUAUUGAGAACACCUUAUGGGCGAGCACAGUCAUUGCUUCUGGUACCAUUGUUGGAGUUGUUAUUUACACUGGAAAAGAGCUGCGCAGUGUAAUGAACACAUCAAACCCUAGAAACAAGAUUGGCCUUUUUGAUUUGGAGGUGAACUGCCUCACCAAAAUCCUCUUUGGUGCACUCAUUGUUGUGUCUUUAGUCAUGGUAGCACUGCAGCAUUUUGCUGGACGUUGGUACCUUCAAAUCUUUCGCUUCUUACUUCUAUUUUCAAACAUCAUUCCAAUCAGUUUGCGAGUAAACCUUGAUAUGGGGAAGAUGGUGUACAGCUGGAUGAUUCGAAAAGACUCCAAGAUUCCUGGAACCGUAGUGAAAGCAAGCACCAUUCCAGAGCAACUAGGAAGAAUCUCUUAUCUCUUGACAGAUAAGACAGGGACACUCACUCAGAAUGAGAUGGUUUUCAGACGUCUUCAUUUGGGAACGGUAGCUUAUGGAAUGGAUUCCAUGGAUGAAGUGCAAAGCCACGUUUUUAGUGCCUACACACAGCCGUUACAUGAACCACCUACCACAAGAUCCCUUUUAUCUACGAAAGUACGCAAGACCAUCAGCAGUCGAGUUCAUGAAGCUGUGAAGGCAAUUGCUCUGUGUCAUAAUGUUACCCCAGUCUAUGAAUCCAAUGGUGUAACAGACCAGGCAGAAGCUGAGCAACAUUAUGAAGACUCUUGCAGGGUUUAUCAGGCUUCAAGUCCAGAUGAGGUUGCCUUGGUACAGUGGACUGAAAGUGUUGGACUGACGCUUGUAGGUCGAGACUUGUCGUCUGUUCAUCUGAGGACCCCUGGUGGACAAAUUUUAAAUUUUACAAUUUUACAGAUUUUUCCUUUCACAUAUGAAAGCAAACGUAUGGGAAUCAUUGUGAGGGAUGAAUCAACAGGGGAAAUCACAUUUUACAUGAAGGGUGCAGAUGUUGUCAUGGCAGGUAUUGUCCAAUAUAACGACUGGCUUGAAGAGGAGUGCGGGAACAUGGCAAGAGAAGGGCUCAGAGUUUUAGUAGUGGCGAAGAAGUCAUUAUCAGAAGAACAAUAUCAAGACUUUGAGGCAAGGUACACACAAGCUAAGUUAAGUGUUCAUGACCGAUCUUUGAAAGUGGCCACAGUAAUCGAGAGCCUUGAGAUGGAGAUGGAGCUUCUGUGCCUUACUGGUGUAGAAGACCAACUGCAAGCUGAUGUGCGUCCCACUUUGGAAACCUUGCGCAAUGCUGGUAUCAAGGUGUGGAUGCUUACUGGCGAUAAAUUGGAGACUGCUACCUGCACUGCCAAAAAUGCACAUAUAGUGACCAGGACACAAGACAUUCAUAUAUUUCGUCCAGUAACAACACGAGGAGAGGCCCAUUUAGAACUCAAUGCUUUCAGGAGAAAACAUGAUUGUGCUUUGGUGAUUUCAGGAGACUCAUUAGAAGUUUGUUUAAAGUUCUACGAGUAUGAAUUCAUGGAGUUGGCUUGUCAGUGUCCAGCUGUCAUCUGCUGCAGAGUGGCUCCCACACAGAAGGCCCAGAUUGUUAGGUUGCUGCAGGAGCGUACUGGCAAACUUACCUGUGCUGUUGGGGAUGGUGGAAAUGAUGUCAGCAUGAUCCAAGAAGCAGACUGUGGUGUUGGUGUUGAAGGAAAGGAAGGAAAGCAGGCGUCUUUGGCUGCUGAUUUUUCUGUUACUCAGUUCAAACACUUGGGCAGAUUACUCAUGGUCCAUGGACGAAACAGCUAUAAACGUUCAGCCGCCCUCAGCCAGUUUGUAAUUCACAGAAGUCUCUGCAUCAGUACAAUGCAGGCUGUUUUCUCCUCUGUAUUUUAUUUUGCAUCAGUCCCUCUUUAUCAAGGAUUUCUUAUCAUUGGGUACUCCACCAUCUACACUAUGUUUCCUGUUUUUUCUCUGGUGUUAGAUAAGGAUGUGAAAUCAGAAGUGGCAAUGCUAUAUCCUGAGCUCUACAAGGAUCUGUUGAAGGGUCGCCCUCUUUCUUUUAAGACAUUUCUAAUUUGGGUUCUGAUAAGUAUCUAUCAAGGCAGCAUCAUUAUGUAUGGAGCCCUUCUUCUCUUUGAGUCGGAGUUUGUCCACAUCGUAGCCAUCUCCUUUACAUCUCUGAUUCUCACAGAGCUACUGAUGGUGGCUUUAACUAUUCAGACUUGGCACUGGCUCAUGAUUGUGGCCGAGUUGCUCAGCCUGGCUUGCUACAUUGCUUCGCUUGUUUUCCUUCAUGAAUUCAUUGACAUCUACUUUAUUACGACAUUAUCUUUCCUGUGGAAGGUGACUGUGAUCACCCUCAUCAGCUGCCUCCCACUGUAUAUCCUCAAGUAUUUACGCAGGAAAUUCUCUCCACCCAGCUAUUCUAAGCUUACUUCAUAAUUUCAGGGGGUUGAUCGGGAACUCUUCAGAAUGAUUGUAUUUAAUGUGUUACUAAAGCCUCUGAACGUUUUAUUAACAAUUGAAAUAAAGUGGGUUUUAAUGGACUUACUAAAAUGAGAGCAAGAACAAUUCCAUUUUAAACAAAUUGUUACCAACCAGUUGGAGCCAUUGAGAAGAAAUACAGCAGUUGAUUUUGUGAAUGGAUAUUUUUUUUUACACAGUGGAUACCAAGCAGUUUAGAUUCAAAAUAAUAUGGUCCACUAUCUAGCCACUUUGGUGGAAGUAAACUCAUGUCUAAGACAUUCUAAUGCUUAUUUGUGCACUCAAGAUACAUGAUACCAAAACAUAUGCUGAAGCUGUCACUCUCAGUAUUUAAGGUGGGAUCUGAUUAUUUACAAUUAACAGACGACUUGUAGCGUUAGUUCUGAUUGACAUCCGCCACUGAGGCAUCCAGGUGCGCUGCACAGUAUUCUAUUGCCUUUCCGUCUCUCAACCAAAAACUGGACUUUACGUUGAUUGAAGAGAAGAUUUGCACAGCCAUGUUUUUCAUACUCUUAGCGUCUGUUGCUUUUAUAAGGCACUCUCUUUCACAGGAGAGCUCUUCAGAUCAUUCCUCAUAACAUUUAGUAAAGACCGCAUAAAAAUUCAAGGCAAACACAUAUAUUGAGAUUUGAAAUUGCUUGAGAUUGUUUUUUUCUAAACGGGAAAGGACCCAUCCAAAAAUCUGUGUACAUUCUAAACUGAAGUAGCAAAAGUAGUUAGCCCAUUUCCUGAACACUGACUUGAACCCAACAGUAGGGUCCCUGUGUAAUUUAUGGUCACACAACAGCGUGGAAAGUGAAACGUUAACAGCAGCCUCUUCUUGUAAGUGGGUGACCAUGUGUUUUCAGCCUUUUUCCUGAUUAAUAAACUUCUGGUUUUAUACACUCAUAUAUCAUUAACACAGGACUGUGGUUAUUUCCGUUUUUUUAGUAUUCUCAAUCAUGUACUUCUUAAAUAACAACUCAGCACUGAGUUAAUAAAUUUGACCUUAUAUAUUAGUGCAUUUUACAACCGAACAUGGAGGUAACGUCAGUGUUUUUUACUGCCAGUGAAGGAGGCACUUCGGUCGUUGUUAAAUAGUGUUGAUUACAUUGAAAGUUUCUGCCUGUGUAUUAACAAAACAGUGUUGUGAAGCAUUUGAUGUCAGUUAAUAUCCAGCAACUCUUCUGUGCCUGUGUGGCCAAGUCCUCUCAUUGCGUGCCUUUAAAAGGAGUCGUAACAGACAUCAGGGAAAGGAUCUGUAGGCAGUCGAAAUCUUUCCAAUUGAUGAUGUCGUUUUACAAGAUCUGUACAGAGGUGCAGGUUGCUUAAAUCGUAUGUGUGGGCAUUUAUCUGAAACAGGGAAACAGUUGUUGUUGAAAAUUGAAAACAGAAGGCCUGGGGCUGUUUGUGUGCCAGCUGUAUGCUCUGUGCAUGCAAGUUCCUGUAGUUCGCUGUUUGCUCGUCCUUGUUGUUGCAUGAUCUGGUGUGCCAUGCUGGGAGUUAUGGCCAGUUUUUAGUUGUGAAUUGAAAGGGCUCAAUUUUUUGUCUGCAAUUUGUUUCAUGGUGCUUUUUAUUACAGCUGAUGGUAAAAACUCAACCAUGGCCAACUCAAAAAAAAAAAAAAAAGUAAACCCUGAACACCCCUCCACGACUUGGUAUGAAUACUAACACAUUUGUCCAUUUUGGGACCACAAGGAGCUGAAGGCGAUUCCAACAGCAUUGGGCGCAAGGUGGUUAAAACGGCUCUGGCUGAGGUGCCAGUCUAUCACAGUAAAUAUUCAUGGGCGAGUGACGUAUGGAGAGAAGAAUUUUAAGUGUUCUCAGUCAAAGAUUAUAUUUGACCUUGGCUGGAUGGAUAUCUUCAUAUUCAGUCAUUUUUCCUAAUUGCCAUCCGAGUGUUGUAAUCUCCACCAGCCUCCAUCAUUAGAAAAUGUCUUUACGUAAUCUCCUUCCAAGAUAAGUUUGGAAACGUUUUGUCCGAGUUAAUGGUUCCAACAAAAUCAACAAAAGUAGCUAUCUUCAUAAAUAUAAAAUGUUCUGUCACAGGAACCAAAUCAUAUUUGUUCCACUAUAGUGAUCUGCUAACAUCUUUUAUAAUGCAGCUACUCAUGUUCUACUGCUUAUCUACCGAACUUGAGACCUGAAAUGCUCUUAUAAACUAUUCUGUUUGGUGCUUUUACAAAGCUUCAAAAUGUAAACAUUUUAUUUUCACAGUUUUGUUCAGGCACUGUGGCCUUGUGGCUAAGGAGUAAGUUGUGAAACUGUUUGUCCCAUUAUUGAUUCAUUUUAUUUAAUUAUUCUUUUUGGCUGUCUAUUUUUAUACAACACAUUUUCCAUUGACAAAUUGAGAGCACUUCACACAUUUACAAAUAUCAACCUGAAACAGAAAACAUCAUGCAGUAUGUGCAUUCAAAUAUAGAUCUGUGUAUUUAAUAACGCAGUGGUGUCCCAGUGCCAAAGGCAGAAUUCUAGAAACAACAUUGGAUCUGCAACUCCUUGUGCAUAAAAUAUAUGCACACAUGUCAUUGAGGGCACCCCCAUCAGAACAAACUAAUACUGCAACAACAGGACAACGUUACGGUCCACAAAGGGCUUGUCUUGGCCAAAGGCCGUCGCUGAUUAUUUGGAGUGAGGGAGCCCUGCUGGGCCACCAUUCACCAUGGCCAAUGUAGUGUCUCAUCGCUUAGUAGAUUUUGUGCUGGAUGUGUGACCAGUUGGUGUCACUGCUACCACCCAUGACUUCUCCUCUGCUAGAGUUACACCGCUGCCAGUUUCCAUUUUGUGUGUAAAUGGCUGUGUUUCUUGUGAUGCCAACAUUUUGUACUUGGUUGUUAAUUCCAGGACCUGUUUUAUGUAUUCUCUUUGUGUUCGAUAUCCAGCAAAUUGCACAGAUAAAAUGUAAGAACAAAAAAUGGGCUCAUUGUAAUAAAAGAGUAACUUGUGAAAAUAAACUUUUAAUAUUGUUGUUAUUUGCAAA